Messenger RNA from Coffea arabica (coffee), 6189 nucleotides. Its product is annotated as cysteine-tryptophan domain-containing zinc finger protein 3-like. The record is from RefSeq and is a predicted model, not a curated record. NCBI's taxonomy places the organism in Eukaryota, Viridiplantae, Streptophyta, Magnoliopsida, Gentianales, Rubiaceae. Gene Ontology annotation, molecular function: zinc ion binding.
AAAACAGAAUACAACAACACGGCCUCCUUUCUCUCUCCGUGCUGUGUCUCCAUACACACAACAUAUACACAUCAGACAUAACCAAGGCAGGGGGGGAAAAAAAAGAAAAAGAAAAAUAUUUAUAAAUUCAGAAUCAAUUCCGUCGCUGCAGCGAUUGAUGCUUCAAAGCACUCAGUCUUCUGAUUAUUAGCAGUGAUUUCAAUUCACGCAUUUUCUGUUACUUUCUGUAUACAUUUGCUCUUCGCAGGAAUAUACAUAGUAGUUUAUAUACAUUUAUAUAAAUAUGAUCAGGUAGGUUUGGUGGGGUUUGUCCUGGUGGCAAAUCCCGGAAGCUAUAGAGCAAUUCCUUGGAGGGAUUUUGUGGGUUUUUGGAGAAUUUUUGUGGGCUAGAGUUGUAUUUUUUAAUUUUGGAUUGUUUACUGAUUAUGCUAGACUUCAGGAUAACGGGUGAAUUUAGGGUUAGGGUUUUGGGAAUACGGGAGUAAAGCUGUAAAGGUAGGUUCCUCAUAGGUCGGGGGUAGAGGUAGGGUGUGUGGAGAAGGGAUGGUUUGGGGAGGUGGGUCUCCAAAAAUGGAGGCUGAGCUUGAAGAAGGGGAGGCUUAUGAUGAUGAUACAAGCAUCGAUCCUGAGAUAGCUUUUUCUUACCUUGAUGAGAAGGUCCAAAGUGUGCUAGGCCAUUUUCAGAAAUAUUUUGAAGGAGGAGUUUCUGCUGAAAACUUAGGGGCGAAGUUUGGUGGUUAUGGUUCUUUCCUGCCUACAUACCAACGCUCACCUUCAAUUUGGUCACAGCCAAAGAGUCCUCAAAGAGUUCAAAUUCACACCACAACAAAAUCUCCUAUGUGUAGGGAGGUACAUUGGCAAGUUGCUGUACAAAAUGCAACUGCUCCCCCUGAUCUGCCUUUGUCUCAGAGAAAUGGAACAGCUGCUAGCCGUGGAGUCCAUUUGUCACACGAAAAGGUGGUCCAGUCAGGAGACGGAUCGAGACAAGAUUCCUGCUUGUCUUCUGUCCAAGUUACUGAUAAAUUUCCCACAAGACGUCAACCAUCCACAAAUAAGUCACUUAAUCCAAGUGAUCAAAAACCACUGAAAUUUCGGAUCAAAGUCCCACAAAAGAAUGCUGCAAUCUACAGUGGUCUUGGUUUAACAUCUCCAUCUUCUUCGACGGGUAACAGUCCUGGAGGAAGUGGAGGAAAUCUAUUGGAAUCUCAAGAGACUUCUGAUGAAUCUUCGUCCUGCAUUCUUAAGAUGCUGACUUCCUUGACCAUUGCUGGGGGCCUGCUUCUUUCACCUCUUCAUACCACUUUUAUUAAUUUAAUAAGUAACAUACCAAUGGAAAGUAAUAAGCCUGAGGCCACGAUCAAGUUAAAGCAUAACCAUUCUACCACAUCUGUGGAUGAUUCCACCUCCAGGUUAAGCAAUGAGGUUCUACUGACAAGGAAGCAAAGCAAAGCUGUUGGGAAGAGUAAAAAAUAUAAUGAAUCAAAAUGCAGGAAUCAAAUGGCUUUUGAGGAUCAUAUGCUCUCCCGCUUAAAGGAAAACCCUGGAGCCGAGGUGCCGCAAAUCAAGGACUCAUUUAAGGACUCAGCUAAGGCGCUUGAAGCUUUUGGGGAGCAUGAAAAUGGUGCCACCUUAAAGAAGAGGAAGGAUACCAAGGACAAAGCCAAGGGCAGAUUGUCGGUGACUGAGCUGGUCAAGGAUGAGUCCUUUGGAUCAAUGUCUGGCCUAAGUGAUAGUAAGAUUGAGCAUCAAGAAGAUAAAAGCUGCUCAUUGGACUGGAUUACGAAAAACCACGUAAAAAGUUCCCAGAAGGAUGUUCCAGUUGAUAAACUUGAAGGCAUAGGGAACAAAGCUAACCAGGUUCCUGCUUCACUCAAAGCUGAUUCUGAUACAUCUCAAAGUGAAAGAGAUACUAAAGGGGGUAUUGAUCACUCGAUACAGAAAUUAAGUGCUAGAACUACCCAUGAAGAAGAUCAAUCAAGGAUGCCUGUAUCUGCAAAGAAGUUUUCAUCAGAAAGUAAAAAGAAGUUAAAGGGAGCUCAAGUUAGAGGAAAGCAGUUUGUGGAUUCAGCAGAAGAAAGUACAAGGGCUGGUAUUUCUGCUGUGGCGAGACAAAAGGCUACUAAGAGGGAUGCAAAUAAGGUUCGUGAUACCUAUAAAGAUUUGUUUGAGACAAACUCAGCACGAGUGGAUGUGUUGGAGAAUUCAUCUGUCAACAGAUUGAAGGACUCAAAUGUUGAGACUCUGAAAGAAAAGCAGCCAUAUGGUGAUAGACCAAAAGGGAAGCCAAGGGGUAGUAAAUUUGAUGACCAGGUGAUAUCUGAAACAUUACUGAAUGAUCCUCCAAUUGACAGUCUUCCUAUAAAUAAUGGGCCGACACUGGUCACAGAACAGGCUACAAUGGCUCUCAUAGAGGAAAAUUGGGUCCAAUGUGACCAAUGUCAGGCCUGGCGUCUCCUGCCUUAUGGUACAAAGCCUGAAGAUCUGCCGGAGAAGUGGCUGUGCAGCAUGCUGAACUGGCUGCCUGGAAUGAACCAUUGUGACAUUAGUGAGGAGGAGACAACGAAGGCUCUCUAUGCUUCAUAUCAGUUUCCUGUUUUAGAGAACCAACAUUGGAUUCAAAAUCAUGCUGAUAGGCCUGCAACUGGAGCACAUGCAGUUGACGUACAGCUCCUAAAUCAGAGCCACCAGAAUGUUGGUUUUGAUUACAAGGCUAGUGGAAGAAAGAAGGCUCAUAAAAUAAAAGAAACAUCUUUUACUGGCAGCAAGGGAAAAAACUUUGAACAGGAUCUGGUGAAAAGGGGAAGUUCAAAAGAUAUGAAGCAGUCUUCUUUGGGAGUUAAACCAGUUAAUAGAUCCAUUACUGUGUCAGAAAUUGCAGUGGAAAAGCAUUCGAAUAGACAGAAACAGAAGCAUGUAACUGGAGGUGAUGUAAAGCUAAAGAAGAAAAGCAAAAGAGAGACUGAUAGGCAUGAAAUUGAGCCUUCAAAGAAGAGUAAAACUGCUUCUGCAGCGAAGAACAUCCAGGCUUCUGCUGCAUGCCUCGGCAGGUCAGGCAUCAAGUCAAAAACUAUUUUGCCAACAUUGGCACCUACAGAAAACCGAAAUCCCAGUGAAUGUGAUUAUCCAAAAGAGGAGGAGAGGAAUGGUUUACAAACUUCUCUCAGGAAACCAAGUGAACGUGCAUCAGGUUUAUUGGGUAAUGGAUAUGUGGAUAUGAUGGGGAAAUCCAAUAGUGGGGAGAUAUCCUUAAAGAAGAGAAAACUGAGGGAUUGGCAAAGUUCUCAAAAUAAUGCAGAGACACUUCAAAAUGAUGGAAGUCAACUCCCUGACAGAAAUUUGCCUGCGAAGGAGGAGAGCAGUGACAGUGGAUUCAGGAGGGACAAGAAACUUCGGGUGUCUCAGAUUGAUGGGAAGGAGUCCAGUAGAAGUAAGUCUAGUGCUGAAUUGAAAAGAAAAGACAUGAACACCAGAAUGGUUCCAUCGGCUUGUAAUAAUACAAUUGACAGAAAUUUUGAUAAGCCAAAGCAGUUAAACAAAUGCAGAGUAAAAAUUACAUCUCAACUGACCAUGGAGGAUUUGGAGUCGUUGAAAAAGGAUUUGGGAUGUGAACCAGUGUUAACAGCUGCCACAUCAAGCUCAUCAAAGGUUUCUGAUUCCCGUAAAAAGAGAAACAGUUAUCAAGGAGUGAAUGGUUCACCAGUUGAAUCAGUUUCUUCAUCUCCCAUGAGGAUGUCCAGUCUGAACAAAUUGUCUCCAGAAAAAUUGGAUGGUUUUGAGCUGGAUGAUGUCAAAGUAGGUGGUUUUCCCAUAAAAGGAAGCCCCAGAAAAGCUGUGGAUGGGGAUGUUAAUAAUGUGACCAAGAGAUCUGGGAUAGCUAAGAAGCGGAAAAAUCCUGAUGUUCUCAAUCCUGAGUUAGCUGAAAACCAUAUGCUCGACUUUCGGAAAACUGAUGCUAGAGGCAAAUUGGGUGAGGAAUGUGAACUUGGUGGUAGACCACCUUCACUUUUUGGAAAUGGUUAUCUAGAUAAUGAUCAUCUUGACAUCUUGGAGAGUCAUAGCACAUAUCUGACUGAUAGGCAUGCUUCAGAACCUUUUUCUGUCAAAGACAGGAUUGGCAAGGACCAGCAUAAUACUGUCUUACCCCAAAAGAAAUCUCGAAAGGCUUCCUCUCUGCUGCCCAAGGACAAAGGCAGGAAUUUUGGUUUGGAUUCUGAAGAUGCAGUAGAGAAUGUCUCUGAUCUACCAAAUGAUCGGGGAGACUUAAACCCAAAGACAAGUUCAAGUGUAGACACAGGUAUUGAUCAAAAUCACGUUGCAGCUGAAGGUGUCUUGCUGGGUGAUGUGAAACAACCUUUUGUUGAUCAGUCUGGAGUUCAAUCUGUUAAAAGUAACAAGAGUAUUAGCAAGAGAGAGUCAAGAAAAUUGCUUGAUGGCAGUCUAGAGAACCUAUUGCAACCUAAAGGGCACAGGAGAUCAGGUGUCAAUUUAGGUGAUCCUUGCAGCAAGGAUGCAAAUAACCUCAUGCAACAAGACCUAAUCAAGGGUUCUGAUGCAUUGAGGAGCAAUUCAGCUUUGAAAGCUCGUAGUGAUGCGAAGUCGCUGAUUGACCAUCAUCCUGAAGAUGAACAUGAGGUGCUACCUUUUGCUAGCAAACCUGCUCCGGGAACCCAGAAUGGAAGUCUAUUGCAAGUACCAGGUCAUGAUGUUUCCAUCCGCACUUAUGCAUCAGAGGUUUCAAAAGAUCAUCGCAAUAUCAUUCACCAUAAUGAACCUCAUCAGGCCAUGGGCAGUACUGCUUCUGGUCGAUCUGUAGCAUGGGAUCUCAGUGGCCCGAGUCUGGAAAGAAAGGAUGCCGCUAGGUUGACCGCACCUUUAGAUGUGCUAAAAGAAGCCGAAGGCCUUAGAAAUGAUGCGGAUAAUAUCAAGGACUCAGGAUUUAGUUUUGAAUGUAAUGAGCUAUACUUCCAAGCAGCCUUAAAAUUUCUUCAUGCUGCUUCUCUUUUGGAGAGCAACUUUGAGAAUAGCAAACCUGGAGAGAUGAAUCAAAUGCAGAUUUAUGGUAGUGCUGCAAAACUUUGCGAAACCUGUGCCCAUGAAUAUGAGAGACAGCAGGAAAUGGCUGCUGCUGCUUUAGCUUAUAAAUGCAUGGAGGUUGCUAAUAUGAGGGUGGUUUACUGCAAAAAUACUAGUACGAAUCGGCUGUGUCGUGAUUUACAAGCUAGUUUGCAGAUUGUUCCCCAAGGUGAAUCUCCUUCAUCUUCUGCAUCUGAUAUUGACAACUUGAACAAUCAAGCAUUGGUGGAAAAGGCUUCCUUGGCUAAAAGCAAUGGUUCUCAUUCUGGGAAUCACGUUAUUGCUCCUCGAAACCACCCAGGCUUUUUCCGGCUGCUUGAUUUCGCAAAAGACGUGAAUUCUGCUAUGGAAGCUACCAGAAAAUCCCAAAAUGCCUUUUCAGCUGCAAGUGUGAUACUUGAAGAAUCUCAAAACAAGGAGGGCAUUGCUGCUGUUAAGAGGGUUAUUGACUUCAGCUUCCAGGAUGUAGAGGAACUUCUACACUUAGUGCAGAUAGCAAUUCGGGCCAUUAGUCGGCAAGGUUUCAUUCGCAGUAGAGAUUGAGUCAAACAUUGUACAUGACAUAUUUUGGCACUUCCAGUGUUGCACAGGCAUGCCUCUGGGAACGAGAAGCAUGUGUAGCGUCCUGCACUUGCAUUUUGGUGAAGAGACGGAAUCGUCAGCCUGUUUACCAUCCUGUACAUGUGUAAAAAGUGGGAUUAUUUUAUUUAUUCCAUGAUAUAAAAUUUUGACUUCUCAGUUUUCUUUUUAUUAAUUUUUUUAAAAAAAAUUUUCAACAAGAUAAGGGCACAAGCAUGCUCACCCUUGAAUUAGUGGGGUUGGGAAGUAGAAAUGUAUAACUUGUAGUUGCUUCAAGGAAAAGCUAGAGUGCAAUUUUGACAUGUGUAAGAGGAAGGCAGUUGUUUAGAGAUUGAGAACAGUUAGUGAAAUGCGGAGGCUUUUUACAGAUAUAACUAUGACCUGUCCUGUCCAGUCUAAUUAUGGACAUUAUGCCUAUAUUUUUUAUUUUAAAUGUGAUACAAGGACCGUCUUUGUGGAGGCUGUCUGGUGCAGUUGUAAUUUUAGCAGUCUCUGCUCAAUGGUGCUGAUGAAUACAACAUAGUAUAUAUCUUCAUG